Molecule: messenger RNA, 1344 nt
Organism: Trichomonas vaginalis G3
Lineage: Eukaryota; Parabasalia; Trichomonadida; Trichomonadidae
Product: ankyrin repeat and protein kinase domain-containing protein family
Exons: 1
Coding region: 1-1344 (447 amino acids)
Molecular function (GO): protein binding
Source: RefSeq, a predicted model, not a curated record
AUGACUAAGCUGUUGAUUGCUAAUGGUGCAGAUAUUAAUAAAAAAAUACUUAAAGGGUCGGUGCUUCAUAUCGCAGUAAGCAAAAAUUUGGAAGAGAUGACCGAAUUUCUAUUAAUGAAUGGCACUAAUCAUACAAUUGCUGAUAUGAACAAUAAAAUUCCCCUUAGCUAUGCGAUUCAAAACAGAAAUGUGGAUAUAUCAAAACUAUUAAUUUUGCAUGGUUCUGAUGUUAAUUUCAAAGAUUCCGAUAUGAAAUCUUUGAUCCAUUAUGCAACAUUAGAUAAUAGUCAAAAAAUUGUUGAACUUUUAAUUUUAUUCGGAGCUAAUGUCAAUGCAACAGAUAGAAUGAAUAAUACGGCACUUCAUUAUGCAGUUAUGCAGGGCAAUAAAGAUAUUAUAAAGAUUCUAAAUAUUUAUGGUGCAAAUCCCAAUAUCAAAAAUAUUGAUGGGUAUUAUCCCAUUCAUUUAGCAACAAAAGUAAAUAAUGAAGAAGUAUUGGAAUCUCUUCUUUCAAAUAAUAUGAAAUAUCAACUUGAUAUUGAUUCAAUACGCAAAGAUGGUCUGACUUCUCUCCAUAUGGCAGUAAUUCAAAAUUCAUGUGAAAUUGUUAAAUUUCUUAUUUUGCAUGGAGCCAAUUUAAAUGUAAAAGAUAAGGAAAAUUAUACCCCAUUUCAAAAUGCAAUAAGAAAUUAUUAUAAAGAAAUUAUCAAAAUUUUCAUAUUAUAUGGAGAAAAUGUAAACACAAGCGUAGAAAAUGGAUUAACAGCUCUUCAUUCUGCAAUAUCUUAUGGUGAUAAAGAAAUGGUGGAGUUUCUCAUUUCACAUGGAAUUGAUAUCAAUUGUAGACUUGAAACAAAUGGUUGCUCAGUUCUUCAUUUCUCGUUAAUGUUAGAACCAUCUUUGGAUAGUCAGGAAAUUUUUGAGUUUCUCAUUAAUAAUGGUGCUGAUAUCAAUGCAAAAGAUAUUAAUGAAAAAUCAAUACUUCAUUAUGCCAUUAAGUAUAAUGACAUUAAAGCGGUAGAAUUUCUUAUUUCAUAUGAUGUGAAUACCACUGAUAAAAAAGGGCAAACAGCUCUCCAUUAUGCAAUAAUCAAGUAUCGUAUUGAACUCAUCAAUUUUCUUGUUACGCAUGGUUCGGAUAUCGAUGCCAAAGAUAUCAAUGGAAGAACACCUCUUCAUAUUGCAGUACAGCAUAAUCGUAAAAAGAUUGUUAGGUUUCUCAUCUCAAAGGGUGCAGAUCCUGAUAUCAAAGAUGAAUAUGGAAAAACGCCCCUUUGCAUUGCAAUUGAAAAUAAUUAUAAUAAUAUUGUUAGUCUACUUAUUUCAUAUGAUAAAUAUGUCUAA